Aphidius gifuensis is the source of this 1681-nucleotide messenger RNA. RefSeq names its product KICSTOR subunit 2-like. Gene Ontology annotation, biological process: negative regulation of TORC1 signaling; cellular response to glucose starvation; protein localization to lysosome. NCBI's taxonomy places the organism in Eukaryota, Metazoa, Arthropoda, Insecta, Hymenoptera, Braconidae. The record is from RefSeq and is a predicted model, not a curated record. The transcript is spliced from 7 exons. The coding region runs from base 179 to 1459 and encodes 426 amino acids. Gene Ontology annotation, cellular component: KICSTOR complex.
GGAAAUGAUCCAAGUGACGUCAAAACAUGAUCACAAUAUAAAAUAUAUAUUCUCUCUUAAAAAAAUUAAAUAACUAAUUUAUUAAUUAUUUGUUAAUUCUUCCUUAAUUGACAUUCAGGAAACUAUAUUUUUUUAUAUUAAAUGUGUUAGUUAUUUUGUACAUAGUUCUUGUAUAAAAAUGGAUCAUGAAGAUGAAUUUUUAAAUACAUUUUUUACCUCAGUGACACAGCUGUGUUUUGAUAAAGCCAAAGAAGCUGUGGAAAAAGAACGUGAGUCAUGUAGGCUAACACAAAUGGGUCCUUGGGGAAUGUUGUUGAUGCAUCUUCCUCAAGUUGUUGUUGCUGAACGUUCAUAUGCUGAUUUAGGUUUUCUUCAUACAAAAAACAAAGGCUUUCUUCGAAAAGAUAACUCUUUAAAAACUAUAUAUGAAACAUUAAAAAGUGAUUUAAGAAGAGUCGAAGAAAUGACAAGAGGAACAAAUACAAUUGGUGCAACAGUAGCUGAAGUAUCAAAUCAACUUUGUCAAUUAAUUACAGCACGAAUUCAACUUAUUGAAUUUUAUGAAAAAAUGUACAACAUGAGUACUACCAAUAAAGCUAUGAAAUAUCAAGAAUUAUUAAAUUCAAUUGAAGGAAUUGUUGAAGUACAUGCAUUGUCUUGUUCACAUAUUGGAUUAACACCAAUAAAAGCUGCAUUAACAUUAGAAUUAGAAAUAUUAGUACAAUUAACAAAAGCACAAGUUGAAGUACAAAAUUGGAAAUUUUUAUCAGCAUUAAUGGCACUUUAUGGUGCACAAACGAGAAUGUCUGCUUGGGAAAGAACAUUACAAAAUAAAGAAUCAUGGAAACUUGGUUUUGGUGCUGGUUUUUUAAAAGCAAAUCAAUUACCAGCUUUGUAUCAAUGGCUUGUUAAAUUACGUUGUGCAAUAUUAGCUAAAUCAUCACUCUAUUUUCAUACAACACUCAGUCAACAAGCAAGUCCUGGCGAAAUGAGAAAUCUAAUGAGUAAACAAAAUAUUGAUUAUUAUCACAAAAUUCAAACAUUUCAAAGAAAAUGGGAUAUAUUUGCUAUUUUUAUUGUAUUUGAUGCUAGAGGUGCUGAUGAUUUUGGACAUGGAUAUAGACAUCCUGAUAGAGAAGUUGAUACACAUGAAGAAUUUCCAAUUGUUGUUGGUUGUCCAAGUCUCUUAAUACAAAAACCAUCACCUUAUUGGACAAUUGUCAGACAAAGUAUCAAAGAACGAUAUUCUGAAUUAGCUACUAUGGAUAAAAUAUUACAUAAUAAAAAUGCUAAAAAUUCAUUUACAUUUGCAAUGUCAAAUAUGGAUCCAAAAAUGACACUUGUUACUGCAUAUGAAAGUGGCAAGCCAAAAGAUUCACAAGUUGUUACAUUUAUGAAUGAUUUGUGUACACAAUUAAAAUGCAACAAAAUUUAUGAAAAUUUAAAAUUAUCAAAGUAAAAUUUUAUCAUUAUAAUAUUUUUCUACUUGAAUUUAUAAUUGUUUUUUUUUUUUUUUUUCAUUAUAUCAAUUUAUUUUUGUACCUGUUAUUACAAUAAUAAUUUUUUUAGAUGUUUAUAUAAAAGAAUUUUUUUUUGUUAUAAAAAAAAAAAAAAAAAAAACGAUGUUAAUUUAGUUUUUUAAGAAUAAAUAAAAUUUAUAUUUUAUAAAUUAAUGCCACAC